This is a messenger RNA of Megalops cyprinoides (Indo-Pacific tarpon), 7442 nucleotides long. It is a transcript of the gene med13a, whose product is annotated as mediator complex subunit 13a. Bases 534 to 6980 code for a protein of 2148 amino acids. Gene Ontology annotation, molecular function: transcription coregulator activity. The transcript is spliced from 30 exons. The record is from RefSeq and is a predicted model, not a curated record. NCBI's taxonomy places the organism in Eukaryota, Metazoa, Chordata, Actinopteri, Elopiformes, Megalopidae. Gene Ontology annotation, cellular component: mediator complex. Gene Ontology annotation, biological process: regulation of transcription by RNA polymerase II.
GUGGCCGCCAUUAAAGAAAGAAAUCCAUGAAUUCAAAUGGAAACCAGGAGGAACAGAGACCGAAAUAAUGGUUAAAAUGACCGAAAAAAUAUAGUCCAACACCAGCUUUCGAAUGUUUUUUUACAAGAUGUUUUUCAUUUUUAAAUCAAAUUUGGUGGCGAUGGAGCAGUAGAGGGACGAUUUUAAGCAAAGACCGUUUUAAGCAAAGGGGGAGGGGGAGAGUUGCUUCUUUGCUCUCCUUUCCUUUUUGUUUUAAGAUCAUUUUCGCUUCUUUUAAAUUUUAACUUAACUUAUAGAAGUAUUUUAGCGUAGACGACGCGGGGAUUUAGGUGCUUUUAAUUUAAUAUCUGAUAUUUGCGGCGGAUGAGAAGAAUCGAAGGGGUUGUUGAAUUACAUUCCCCAACCGAUUGUUUAAAAAUAUUCUCGUUGUAGCUUAGCUAGCAAGCUAAAUACAUCUCAGAAAAUAUUUUUGAAAACCGUUCUUUCUUUCUUGGGAACUGAAAUGAUGGAGUGUGCGAUCUCGCAGUGAAAGGAUGAGUUCUUGUUUUGUACCGAACGGGGCCAGUCUGGAGGAUUGCCAUUCCAAUCUAUUCUGUCUGGCUGACCUGACUGGGAUUAAAUGGAAGAGGUACGUGUGGCAGGGCCCCACCUCGGCUCCCAUCCUGUUCCCGGUGACCGAGGAGGACCCCAUCCUGUGCAGCUUCAGCCGCUGCCUGAAGUCGGACGUGCUGAGCGUGUGGCGGCGGCACCAGACUCCGGGCCGCCGCGAGCUCUGGCUCUUCUGGUGGGGGGAUGACCCCAACUUCGCCGAGCUCAUCCACCACGAGCUGACAGGCGAGGAAGACGGGGUGUGGGAGAGCGGCCUGUCCUACGAGUGCCGCACGCUGCUCUUCAAGGCCAUCCACAACCUGCUGGAGCGCUGCCUCAUGAACCGCAGUUUCGUGCGCAUCGGCAAGUGGUUCGUCAAGCCCUACGAGAAGGACGAGAAGCCCAUCAACAAGAGUGAGCAUCUGUCCUGUGCCUUUACCUUCUUCCUGCACGGGGACAGCAACGUGUGCACCAGCGUGGAGAUCAACCAGCACCAGCCCGUCUACCACCUGAGUGAGGAGCACCUGACACUGGCGCAGCAGUCCAGCAGCCCCUUCCAAGUGAUCCUGAGCCCAUUCGGGCUGAACGGGACUCUGACCGGCCAGUCCUUCAAGCUGUCAGACCCCCCCACGCAGAAGCUCAUCGAGGAAUGGAACCAGUUCUAUCCCAUCAGCCCCAGCGCCAAGGAGAGCUCGGAGGACAAGAUGGAGGACAUGGACUGGGAGGACGACUCCCUGGCCGCGGUGGAGGUCCUCGUUGGUGGUGUUCGAAUGGUGUACCCAGCCUGCUUGGUGCUGGUCCCUCAGUCCGAUAUCCCUGCCGUGACCCCUAUGGGGUCCUCCCACUGCACAGCUGUCUAUUCGGGUGGCCACCAAGUGCCUGCUUCCCAACGAGACCCUGCCAUCUCCUCGGUCACCCUGACUCCUCCUACAUCGCCCGAGGAGGCCCAGACAGUAGACUCCCAGUCGGCGCAGAAGUGGGUGAAAUUCUCCUCGGCGUCGGACGUCUUCAGCACGGACAGCACCAGCCACCACGGCGGCAAGAUCCCGCGCAAGCUGGCCAGCCAGGUGGUGGAGCGGGUGUGGCAGGAGUGCAAUAUCAACCGAGCCCAGAACAAGCGGAAGUUCUCAGCGACGGCCAAUGGCAGCUGCGAGGAGGAGACCGCAGACAAAGUGGGCUCCUGGGCUUUCGUGGAGCUGACGCAGAGGUCCAACUGCAACUGCUCAAGGCAUAAAAACCUGAAGCAGCGAGCAGGCAGCACCCCGGGGCAGCCCCAGUCCGCCGGCCAGCCCCCCCAGCCGCCCCCCAAGCACAAGGCGGCAGAGAAGCCGGAGAAGGCAGAGAAGCAGCAGAAGAGGCCGCAGACGCCGUUCCACCAUCGCAGCUCGGCCUGCGAGGACGCGGCACUGGAGCCCGACGCCGCCGGCCAGCGCCUGGGCAUGCGGGGGCAGGAAGGGGCCCGCUUCUCCGGCCUGCGCCCUGCCGACGUAGUGGUCGCCUCUACCGUCGCCAAGACCCCCCAGCUGCACGCCGGGCCGCCCGAGAUGCCCGGCUCCCCCCAGCCCCCUCCGCUCAGCCCCCACCCCUGCGAGCGAGGGGAGGAGGCCGGCGAAGCCAUGAAGAACCCCGCCACCCCCCACAACCAACACUUCUACCAGCCCGCCUCCGAGCCCUGCCUGGCGCCCCCUAAGGGCCCGGAGGACCCCCGCCUGGACGGCCUGGCCCAGCCCUUCCACCCGGCCUACCCCGAGCCCCUGGAGCCCACGGUCUACGUGGGCGCGGCCGUCAACCUGGAGGAGGACGCGGCCCACGCCCCCUGGAAGUUCUUCAUCCUGCCACAGAAGAAAGAUGCCGACUGCCCCACACCGCAGUUGCCCGGAGACAAGCUGAGGGAGGAGCCAGCAGGGCAGGAUGCCGUUGUGUCAGUCACAGAGGUGAUGUCCACCUCCAAGAAGCCUCUGAAAGUGUCUGAAGAGCUGGUGCACAUGUAUGUGCAGAGGAGGAACCAGUACCUCUCUGCCGCCAUCUCCGACGGCGACCACGAGCCAGAGGUGGACCCCUAUGCCUUCGUGGAGGGGGACGAGGAGUUCUUGUUCCCGGACAAAAAGGACAAGCAGGGCGCAGAGAGAGAGCCCGGGAAGAAACACAAGGGGGAGGACAGCGGAUCGGGCCCUACAGAUGACACCCAGCGCGCUGGGGCCCACAACCGCACCACCUCCACCAGCCUGAUCCACGAGACCGACCUGGCCGUGUCCAUCAACGACCUGGACAACCUCUUCAACUCGGACGAGGACGAGCUUGCGCCUGGCUCAAGACGGGCUGCCAGCGGGACGGACGAGAAAUCCGGCAAUAAGGAACCGAAGCCAGCGACGCUCGACUCUCUCCCGUGCAUAAGUACGGCAGACCUGCACCAGAUGUUCCCCACCCCCCCCUCCCUGGAGCAGCACAUCAUGGGCUACUCCCCCAUGAACAUGGGCAGCAAGGACUAUGGCAGCAUGGACGCGGUGACCGGCACGACCCUGCUGGACGGCUCCUCCUCGCUGGGCGGCCAGUUCAAGAUCGAGGUGGAGGAGAGCUUCUGCAGCCCCAAGCCAUCUGAAAUCAAGGACUUCUCCUUCGUCUACAAGCCCGAGAUGUGCCAGGCGUUCGUGGGCUGCUCCAUGUUUGCCCCCCUCAAGGCGCUGCCCAGCCAGUGUCUGCCGCCCAUCAAGCUGCCAGAGGAGUGCUUCUACAGGCCCAGCUGGACCGUGGGCAAACUGGACCUGCUGAACCCCGUGCCCCCCAUGACCUUCCUCAACAAGGACAGCAACAUACCGAGUGUGGGCAGCGCCAUGGACCAGGAGUACAACCAGACGUACACGCCCCAAACCCACACGCCCUUCAUGUCCAACAGCGCGCCUCCCAGCAACAGCGGCGCGGGCAUCCUCCCCUCGCCCGCCACGCCCCGCUUCUCUGCCCCCACCCCCCGCACGCCCCGCACUCCUCGCACGCCCCGCGGCCCCUCCAGCGUCCAGGGCUCCCUCAAGUACGAGAACUCGGACCUGUAUUCGCCCGCCUCCACACCCUCCACCUGCCGGCCGCUCAACUCGGUGGAGCCGGCCACCGUGCCCUCCAUCCCGGAGGCCCACAGCCUCUACGUCACCCUCAUCCUGUCCGAGUCCGUCAUGAACCUCUUCAAGGACUGCAACUUCGACAGCUGCUGCAUCUGCGUCUGCAACAUGAACAUCAAGGGCGCCGACGUGGGCGUCUACAUCAGCGACCCCAACUGCGAGGUGCAGUACUCGUGCACCUGCGGCUUCAGCGCAGUCAUGAACCGCCGCUACGGCAACGGCUCGGGCCUCUUCCUGGAGGACGAGCUGGACAUCAUCGGCCGGGGCUCGGACGUGAGCCGGGAGGCGGAGAAGCGCUUUGAGGCGCUGCGCAGCGCCUCCCUGGAGCGGGCCAGCAGCCUGAAGGAGCACGUGCCCGACGAGCUCAUCCUGCUGCUCCAGGACCAGUGCACCAACCCCUUCUCUCCCAUCUCGGCCCUGGAGCCCGAUGGCCCGACGGCCAGGGCCCCCGGGGCCGCCCCGACCUUUGUGCGCGUGGAGGAGCGCGACUACCACAGCGACUGCUACCUGGCGCUGGAGCACGGCCGCCAGUUCAUGGACAACAUGUCCGGCGGCAAGGUGGACGAGACCCUGGUCAAAAGCACCUGCCUCCACCACUGGGCCAAGCGCAACGCGGUGGAUGUCAGCACGCUGUGCUCCCAGGACGUCCUGCGCAUGCUGCUGUCCCUCCAGCCGGUGCUGCAGGACGCCAUCCAGAAGAAGAGAACGGUGCGCUCCUGGGGGGUGCAGGGUCCCCUCACCUGGCAGCAGUUCCACAAGAUGGCUGGCCGGGGCUCCUACGGCACAGACGAGUCCCCGGAGCCGCUGCCCAUCCCCACCUUCCUGGUGGGGUACGAGUACGACUUCGUGGUCCUCUCGCCCUUCGGACUGCCCUACUGGGAGAAGCUGCUCCUGGACCCAUUCGGCUCCCAGAGGGACGUGGGCUACCUGGUGCUUUGCCCCGAGAACGACGCCCUGCUGAACGGUGCCAAAACCUUCUUCAGGGACCUGACGGCCAUGUACGAGUCUUGCAGGCUCGGCCAGCACCGGCCCAUCUCCAAAGUGCACUCAGAUGGCAUCGUGCGUGUGGGAGGCGCUGCGGCCAAGAAGCUGGCGGAGCAGCCAGUGAGUGAGUGGUUCCUCAAGGCCGCCAGCAGCAACAGCGACUCCUUCGCCAAGCUCAAGCUCUACGCCCAAGUGUGCCGGCACGACCUCGCUCCGUAUCUUGCCGCGCAGUCUCUGGACAGCUCUUUACUCACACAGCCCAACCCCCUUCCUGCAUCCAGCCAAUCCUCAUCCACGCAGCCCCCGAGCUCCACCUCGGCCGGUGCCCAGAGCGGGCCGGCUCCCGGUGGCUCCGCCCUCCCCAACAGCAGCACCAGCACUGCCCUGCCCACCACUGCCAGCGGCACGCCUUCCUCUACCCACUCGUCCUCAGGCUCCCAGGGCAUGGGCAGUAACAUGCAGUCCGCCAAGCCCGGCUCCUUCGCCCCCUUCGGGGCCAUGGGCGUGCAGGGCAGCGGCUCCCAGAGCGGGCAGCUAGGGCAGCAGGCGGGCGGGCAGAACACGGGCGGCUCAGGGGACAACGCCACCGGCACUGCCCAAACUCAGGGGCCCACCGAACCCCCAGAGAGCACCAUGGAACGAGAGAAGGUGGGCGUGCCCACGGACGGCGAGUCCCACGCCAUCACGUACCCGCCGGCCAUCGUGGUGUACAUCGUGGACCCGUUCUCGUACGAGGAGACGGAGGGCUCCGCGCACUCCAACGUGUGGAAGCUGGGCCUGCUGCGCUGCUAUUUGGAGAUGCUCCAGUUUCUCCCCCAGCACAUCAGGAACGCGGUGUCCGUGCAGAUAAUUCCCUGCCAGUACCUGCUGCAGCCGGUGAGGAACGAGGAACGCCACAUCUACGCCCAGCACCUCAAGUCUCUGGCUUUCUCCGUCUUCUCUCAGUGCCGCCGCCCCCUGCCUGCUUCCACGAACGUCAAAACACUGACGGGCUUCGGCCCCGGGCUCGCCCUCGACAACUCCCUCAAGAGCCCCGAGAGACCCGAGUGUUUGCGGCUCUACACACCACCAUUCAUCCUGGCGCCUGUGAAGGACAAGCAGACGGAGCUGGGCGAGACGUUUGGGGAGGCCUCCCAGAAGUACAAUGUGCUCUUCGUUGGCUACUGCCUGUCCCAUGACCAGAGGUGGCUUUUGGCCACCUGCACUGACCUCUAUGGGGAGCUGCUGGAAACCUGCAUCAUCAGCAUCGAUGUGCCCAACAGGGCCCGGAGGAAAAAGGGCUCUGCCCGGAGACUGGGCCUUCAGAAGCUGUGGGAUUGGUGCCUGGGGCUGGUGCAGAUGACAUCGUUGCCCUGGAGGGUGGUUAUUGGCCGACUCGGGAGGAUAGGUCAUGGAGAGUUGCGAGAUUGGAGCAUUCUGCUCAGCAGGCGCAAUCUGCAGUCGCUCAGCAGGAGGCUGAAGGAGAUGUGCAGGAUGUGUGGCAUCUCCGCCGCAGACAGCCCCAGCAUCCUCAGCGCCUGCCUGGUUGCCAUGGAGCCCCAGGGCUCCUUCAUCAUCAUGCCAGACUCUGUGUCCACGGGCUCCGUGUUUGGCCGCAGCACCACGCUGAACAUGCAGACUUCCCAGCUGAACACGCCUCAGGACACGUCCUGCACGCACAUACUGGUCUUCCCCACCUCCGCCUUCGUCCAGGUGGCCAGCUCCAACUACACUACUGAGAACAUAGACAUUGCCUUCAACCCCCCUGAUGGAUCAGACGCGAUUGGCAUCUUUGACCUGCUGGAGUCGGAGAACGACCUGGUGGACCCCGACAUCAUCAACAUCCUGCCGGCCUCCCCCACCACCUCACCUGUGCACUCGCCAGGCUCUCACUACCAUCACGGAGGAGACGGCAGCAAGGGACAGAGUACGGAUCGCAUGGAAUCUCAUGAUGAAGCUCCCAACAUCCUCCAGCAACCCCUCGCUCUGGGCUACUUUGUGUCCACAGCCAAAGCCGGUCCACUGCCCGACUGGUUUUGGUCUGCCUGUCCCCAAGCGCAGAACCAGUGUCCCCUUUUCUUAAAGGCCUCUUUGCAUCUCCACGUGUCUUCAGUGCAGUCCGACGAGCUGCUGCACAGUAAACACUCCCACCCCCUCGAUUCCAACCAGACCUCAGAUGUGCUCAGAUUUGUGCUUGAGCAGUACAACGCCCUCUCCUGGCUGACGUGUGAUCCGGCAACGCAGGACAGGCGCUCCUGUCUGCCCAUCCACUUCGUGGUGCUGAACCAGAUGUACAACUUCAUCAUGAACAUGCUGUAGCGGACAGAAGCAAGAACCAGCCGGGGGCAGGGGACCGGGCCGGGAUGCGGGUGGGGUAGAACAGCUGGGCGCUAAAAAAGGGAUUUUAACCUGUCAGAUUACUACAGUGCUGGACUUUAUAUGAGUUUGGAACUCUUCCCCAAUGCAAGUGGACACAUGCGACAGAUGUUCCAGAGAGCUGGUACCACGGAGGUCACGAGGCCGGCUCUUGUGUCACUGUCACCCGAAAGAGACCGCUAGAGUGCGGGAAUGGCUACAGAGGAACGAGGCCAGUGAUGAGAGGGACCCCCCAUCUGCACUCUUGGCAUUUGUCAUCAUAUCAUCGCAAUCGGCCAGUCCACGUUCAGCGUGUCUGUCACAAGUAUUGGAAGAAAAGGGACAUUCGUGAAUGAAGCCAACUAAUUGACUCUUCGUAAAGACCUGAAAUUCCUGUCUUUGGAUGAAAUUGUAUCCAAAUGAAAU